Molecule: messenger RNA, 837 nt
Organism: Trichobilharzia regenti
Lineage: Eukaryota; Metazoa; Platyhelminthes; Trematoda; Strigeidida; Schistosomatidae
Source: the annotation of a GenBank genome assembly
AUGACAGUGAAUUUAAAGUCGUCACUGGUGAUCACCUACUCGUUGUGGAAUGCAAAAAAGCGAAAAGACUGUUGUUCAGAUGGCGGGUUAUUACUAUGCUCACUAUGCAAUCAAAGUAGUAUACUGGUGACUGACACUAAACGAUGCUGUCAUGUGAUAGGAUAUAUUAUAAUAAUUGGUCUACCAUUGAUCGAGAUCAUCAUAAAUAUUGUCUUUUUCAAGUCGUCGCAUUAUAUCACAGUGGAUCAUGAGGAGUUCUCUGAUGUAUCGUGUAAUCUCAUCCCAAAUUAUGGACAUUUCUAUGUAUUUUUUCCACUAUUAUUUAUUUUAUUAUUACUACAACUAGUGUGUAUACUGGCUAUCAUAAAACUACUUCAUGUUAGAAAGCGUCAAAGACGUGGUAAUGAUGAUUCCGGUGUCGGUGGUGGUGGUAGUUCAACCCCUUCUGAAGACGAUCAUAACACCGGCGGUGCCGCCGACACCAAUGAUAGCAGUGACGAUGAGGAUAAUCUCUCCUUGUUAUGGAAAACCACAAACAUUAGUGCUAGAUUUUGGAUAACUGUAAAAUUCACUAUCACGCAUACACUAGUCUGGAUUAUUGCAUUUCUAGCAUUGAUACAGGCAUCAAUAGCCUUAUGGCAUGUUUUCACAUUGUUGAACAGUCUUCAGGCUAUAUAUAUUACUGUCAAUUGCACAUUCACACGACCUGUAUUAGAUUUGAUUUAUCAAUGGAGAGAAGAGAAGCUUGAUUAUUAUAAACAUGAGCACAGUCUAUAUAGUGUCAAUCAUUUAAUGAAUACAAGCGGUCAAAAUGAAAGUAAAAGGAUACGAAAGUAA